This is a messenger RNA of Saccoglossus kowalevskii, 1061 nucleotides long. RefSeq names its product arylsulfatase G-like. Gene Ontology annotation, molecular function: arylsulfatase activity. NCBI's taxonomy places the organism in Eukaryota, Metazoa, Hemichordata, Enteropneusta, Harrimaniidae. The record is from RefSeq and is a predicted model, not a curated record.
UCUCGGCAAACGCUAUCAUGGUACCGCGAUCAACGCCUGUGUACACCGUCCUACUUGCCGUGGUUGUCAGUAGCCACGAAACAAAGUUCACUCCCGCUAACUUACGCGUUAAAAAUCCCAAUUUUAUCGUGUUGUUCGCGGACGACAUUGGCUGGGGUGACCUUGGCGCCAAUUGGAAUCAACACAAGUCCAAUACACCGAAUUUAGAUACACUUGCCAAGAAUGGCAUCAGAUUCACAGAUUUUCAUUCCGGUGCGUCUGUGUGCACACCGUCGAGGGCGGCCUUACUCACUGGUCGCUUGGGACUUCGAACUGGAGUGACGCAUAACUUUCAAAUCGAGUCAGUUGGAGGUCUGCCCCUUAAUGAGACAACCUUUGCGGAAACCUUCAAGGCGGCAGGUUACCGAACUGGUAUGCUAGGGAAAUGGCACCUUGGCGUAAAUGGCCGGUACCAUCCAAGUCACAGAGGUUUCGAUUAUUACUUUGGCCUUCCGUACAGCAAUGACAUGGGUUGCUGUGACAACCCCGGAUAUGAUAUACCGUCAUGCGCACCGUGUCCAAAAGAUCGUCAUCAGAUGUACAACCAAUCAAAAUACAACGAUUUACUCUGCUAUCCUCAAAGUGCAUUACCUCUAUAUGAGAACACUACUAUUAUCGAACAACCAGUUGACAUAUUCACCUUAUCCGAAAGAUAUGCAGACAAAGCCCUGGAAUUCAUAGAAAAUAGUUCCCAACACGAUCAACCGUUUCUUCUGUAUGUUGCAUUUGCUCACAUGCACGUGCCAUUGGCACACAGAACUAAGUUUACUAACUCUUCCACUGAUGGCAUUUAUGGGGAUACUCUCCGAGAACUCGAUGACGUAAUAGGGAGAAUUGUACAAUCUGUGCGUAAGGCCAACAAGGAGCAAGACACCUUGAUAUGGUUCACAGGAGACAAUGGUUCGUGGUCUGUGAAGUGUCAGUACGGGGGAAGCCAGGGACCAUUUCUAGGCACAUGGCAGAAGGAGGAAGGUGAGGUUACCAUGGUUACUGUAAAGCUUACCUAUGGUGGUUAUUAUUGA